Molecule: messenger RNA, 2178 nt
Organism: Phialemonium atrogriseum
Lineage: Eukaryota; Fungi; Ascomycota; Sordariomycetes; Cephalothecales; Cephalothecaceae
Product: P-loop containing nucleoside triphosphate hydrolase protein
Exons: 2
Coding region: 1-2178 (725 amino acids)
Cellular component (GO): mitochondrion
Molecular function (GO): ATP binding; nucleic acid binding
Source: RefSeq, a predicted model, not a curated record
AUGCUGAAGACAGCUUUGUCGAGGCAGAGCCGACUCUGUCGCCUGCCCGUUGCUGGCCGUCUCCAGCUCGCAUCCAAGAUACCCGCCCGUCCUUUCACUCUAUCCACUCAGUCAAGAACUGGCAUCGUCGCCUCGUUCCAGCUUCCGAGAGCCUGGUCCCGGUCAUACUCGGCCGAAGCCAGCGCAACCGCGCCGCCUCAAGAAGCCAGCGCAGAAACUGCCAGCGCGGAAACUGCCAGCACAGAAAGUGGAGGACCGAUUACUCGAUUCAAAGAUCUCGCCUCCGUUGGGGUCCACGACAAUGUCGUCAGAGCUAUCACUGAAGGCAUGGGGUAUGAGACCAUGUCGCAGGUCCAAUCUGUUACCAUACAACCAGCCCUAGCUGGCAAGGAUAUUGUUGCUCAAGCCAAAACCGGCACCGGAAAGACUCUCGCCUUCCUAAUUCCUGUUAUCCAGAGAAUCAUUCAGGAAGAACCACACCUUGCUUCCCGGGGAAGGCAUCAGGCUACUUCUCGCGACGUUAGGGCCAUCAUCUUAUCGCCGACUCGCGAGCUUGCGGAGCAGAUUGGUGUCGAAGCGAGGAAGCUUACUCAUAACACUGGCCUGAUUGUCCAGACGGCCGUCGGCGGCACGGGCAAGCGGGAUAUGCUUCGGAGGACGCAACGUCAAGGCUGCCAUAUCCUGGUCGCCACCCCCGGCCGUCUUCUAGAUAUCCUCUCAGAUGAGAGCAGCGGCAUUGACGCCCCAAAACUCGCCGCGCUGGUUCUCGACGAAGCCGACAGAAUGCUUGACGUUGGGUUCGAGGACUCUCUGAAAGCCAUUCUCGGCUAUCUCCCGGAACGGGCUGAGCAGGCUCGUCAAACUCUCCUCUUCUCUGCCACCAUCCCCACCGACGUCGUUCGACUUGCCAAGUCCUACGUUGACCCCAAGAACUUUGAGUUCGUCCAAACCAUAAGGGGGGAUGAGGAACCGACACACGCCAAGGUCCCACAGUUUAUUGUACCAUGCAAAGGCUUCGAGAAUUUCUAUCCUGCCCUGCUGGAGUUGAUUUACCGAGAGGUUGAGAAGAACGAGAUGCCUUUCAAGGCCAUCGUGUUCCUACCGACCACUUCCUUCGUCGAACUGACGUCGUCGACAUUCGCACGCCUCGCGCACCGCAACCCCAAGAUGCCCGAAGUUCUCGGCAUCCAUUCGAAGCUUACCCAGCGCGCCAGAACCGACAACGCCGAGUAUUUCAGGCGCGCCAAGUCUGCGAUCCUCUUCUCAUCCGAUGUGACGGCGAGAGGAAUGGACUUCCCCAACGUCUCCCACGUCAUCCAGAUCAGCUGCCCUCCUGACAGAGAACAAUACAUCCAUCGCAUUGGGCGAACCGGAAGGGCGGACAAGAGUGGUCAAGGCUGGAUAUUCGUUGCCGAGAUUGAACUGCACGAAGCGAGGCGGAGGCUCACCGACCUCCCCAUCCAGCGGAAUACCGACCUGAAGACCGCAACCGUCGACAUGAGCGCACAAGAUCCGGAGACCACAGAGUACGAAACCAUCAGGGACGUCUCGAAAGCGGUGCGGAAGUCGGGCGACGACCUCUUCUUCGAGGCGUACCGGUCCCUUCUCGGAGGAGCAAUGAAGACGCUCAGGCGACAGGAACUCGUGGAGACCCUCAACGACCUGGCCCGGCAUGGCUGGGGCCUGGAGGAGCCUCCCGCGAUCCCGGCGGCGCUGGCCCGAAACACGGGGCUUAUGGGCUUGCGUGGGGUGAACAUCGCCAGCGGCGAGAGCUUCGACCGCAGACGAGAGUCCGGACGGGACUCCAGAGACCGGACCCCAGGAGCGCCGCGGGACGGGUUCCGGGGCGGGUUCCAGGACCGGUCUCGAGGCGGCGGCGGUGGCGGCGGCGGUGGCGGCGGCGGUGGCGGCGGCGGCGGGUUCUCUCGCGGCGGUAGCGGUGGUGGUGGGUUCUCCCGCAGCGGUGGCGGUGGUGGCGGGUUCUCCCGCGGCGGCGGCGGCGGCGGCGGAGGCGGCGGGUUCCAGGGCCGGUCUCGAGGCGACGGCGGGUUCUCUCGGGGCGGUGGCGGCGGGUUCCAGGACCGGCCCCGGAAACCUCGGGACGCGUUCGAUGCCAUGUCACAGCAGACCCGGGAGCCGGGCCGCACGUUCAAGCCGAGGACGCAACCUACCUUCUAA